Cucumis sativus (cucumber) is the source of this 918-nucleotide messenger RNA. RefSeq lists its product as uncharacterized. Gene Ontology annotation, biological process: sphingoid catabolic process. The transcript is spliced from 4 exons. Gene Ontology annotation, cellular component: endoplasmic reticulum. The record is from RefSeq and is a predicted model, not a curated record. Bases 191 to 787 code for a protein of 198 amino acids. NCBI's taxonomy places the organism in Eukaryota, Viridiplantae, Streptophyta, Magnoliopsida, Cucurbitales, Cucurbitaceae.
AUUGUUAUUGAGAUUAAUUUUGCUGACGAUCUUAACCAACCCAAUUAAUAUAUCUUUCUUUAAUGAUCAUUUAUCUUCUUACCCUCAUAAUCUCUCCGGUCAUCUUACCUUACACGCCUCACCUCUUCUGAGAAAAUUUUCCGGCGAUCGUUCCGUUUCGUAUUUGGGUUGUUUGUCAGGAGAUUUCAUUAUGGGGAAGACUGGAUUGUUUGAUCUGGAGAAACAGUUCGCCUUCUAUGGCGCUUAUCACAGCAACCCAAUGAACAUUUUCAUCCACGUUUUGUUUGUGUGGCCAAUCUUCUUCACCAGUCUCAUGUAUUUGUAUUUCACCCCUUCAUUCUACACAAUUCCCAAAUCCCCUUGUGGGUUUGACCACGGCUUGGUUUUGAACUUCGGAUUUCUUUUCACUUUAAUGUAUGCCGCAUAUUAUGUUGUUUUCGAUAAGAGAGCUGGGUCCAUGGCUGCUUUGCUUUGUUUCGUUUGUUGGGUUGGAGCAAGCUUUAUCGCUAAUAAACUUGGUUAUUCUCAGACUUGGAAGGUUGUACUGGCCGCUCAGUUGUUCUGUUGGACCAAUCAGUUUAUAGGCCAUGGAGUAUUUGAGAAACGAGCACCGGCUUUGUUAGACAAUCUUGCACAAGCUUUUCUAAUGGCUCCAUUCUUUGUAGUUUUAGAGGUUCUUCAAAGUUUAUUCAAAUAUGAACCAUAUCCGGGGUUUAGUGCGAGUGUGCAAGCAAAGAUAAAAGCAGAUAUAAGAGAAUGGAAAGAAACGAAGGAAAAACUGUCAUAGAUUGAAUUGGCUAGACUUCAAAACAACCCUGCCUUGGAUUUCCCCUUGUAAAAAUAGUGUGGAAACUAACUACUUCAGUUGUAAAAUCUUUCUAUGAUAUUAUUAAACAUGUUCCUGCUUUUCAACCUUGA